Chlamydomonas reinhardtii is the source of this 2582-nucleotide messenger RNA. RefSeq lists its product as uncharacterized. Lineage: Eukaryota; Viridiplantae; Chlorophyta; Chlorophyceae; Chlamydomonadales; Chlamydomonadaceae. The record is from RefSeq and is a predicted model, not a curated record. The transcript is spliced from 9 exons. The coding region runs from base 203 to 1408 and encodes 401 amino acids.
GUGACAGAAACUUUGCCAAAUAUAGCCGCCAACCACUUUGCAUGCCCCUGCGUACACGGUGCACAUCCGUCCUCAGCAUUUUCGGUCAUUAUCCCAACACCGCAACGGAAGGACGAGUUCUACUAACCAGCACUGGUUAUUUGCUUGCUAGCAACACCCAUGAUAUCUUGAGCUGCGUGGCUUUGUCGUCUGCGCUUUCAGCAUGGAGCAGGCCGACAUCAAUCUUAUCAGCAGCCUGGCAGAUGAUUUGAACCUGGACACCGCAUGGGAGCUGAGGGCUGUCACCGCAUUCGCCAAUGCGGCGCCUGAACACCGCGCGUACAUUCGCGGUCACUCGCAAAAGCGCAAGCAGGUGGACCUUCUAAAUGAGCUCAUGCAAGGCGCGGCGGCAAGGCCGGGCUCACAGAGCACGGGAGCUGGAGGCGCGACCUCCGUGGAAGAGGUAUCAUUCAGCAGCGUGAGGUCGACGGCAUGGAAGCGCAUUAGCACGUUGGUGGGAGUAUCUUUAGUGCCCACCUCUCAGGCGCCACUGACAGCGCCGCCGGCCAACGCCACCAUGCCUUUCACGUGGGGGCAAUCAACUGAGAGCAGCACCACCAACCGCACGGCGGCGAUGGAGUACCUCAAAGACAUCCUGGGGACGCCAGCCGGGCAGGCGUAUAUCGAUUGUGCCUCCACGAAGACCCUGUUGAGCUGCCAGCUGCCUGGGACGGGUUACAGCCUCAGGGGCUCUGCCGACAUCGCCAUCUGCACGUCUGUGGCUGUGGAGGCCAACGUCCCAGCGACCGGCCUGCAUGUGCUGUUCGAGGUGAAGAAGACAAAGGGCGCAUUCAACACCUUCCAGCUGGCCGCGAAGCUGCUCGCCGCGCACGUGUGGACCUCUGGCCUGCAGCCCAUCGCCGUCUUGACCGAUCUGAUGGAUGAAUGGUGCCUGAUGUGGCCAGCAGCGGAGAAGGAGUUGAAGAUGUACACCUGCAGAGACCGUGCGGAGGCCGUCGGCAUCCUCAGGGCUUUCCUGGACAAGGAUGUCCUCUCGGCGGACAGCACCCACAUCGUGCACCCGCAGCAGCAGGACGCCGCCGCCAGCGGGCGGGGCGCAGCGGAGACGGAGGCGGAGGCAGGCGGGCUCCUCAAGCGCCGGCGGCUGCAAAUGGGCGCGGGCUCGGGUGCCGGCGCUGACGUGGCCAACCUGAAUGACCUGCUGGACUUCGGCGGCGACCUGGGCCUGGGCGAGGCGGACCUCCACCAGCUGCGCAGCCGCAUGCAGCUGGAGGCGCUGCUGCAUGUGGCAGCGCCGGUGUUCAGAGCAGCAGCAGCAGCAGCAGCAGCAGAUGGCAGCAGUCGUGCGGAGGCGGUGGCGGUGGCGGGAGAGGAGGAGGAAGCAGCCUUUCCCGCCAUGUGCUCGUGAGGGUGCACGCGGGCUGGCCCGCUGGGCCGGUUACUUGCCGUGCCGCCCUGCCGCCCAGGUUGCGGCGACUGUAGAUAAAGCAGCGCUUUAGUAAUGCAGCCGUGUGCACGCCAGGCCAGCUCAUUUGCUUUUGAGACAGCCUGGCAGGAGUUGGACCAGCAAGCUGUGGUCCGCGUGCCGUGCACCGGUAUGAAGCGGCAGCAGCGGCAGCAGCGGCAGCAGCGGCAGCAGCGGCAGCAGCGGCAGCAGCGGCAGCAGCGGCAGCAGCAGCAGCGGCAGCGCCAAGCAGGCAAGCGCAAGGCCGGCGGCGGCGCCACCGCCACCGCUGCUGGCAAGCGCAAGGCCGGCGGCGGCACCACCGCCGCCGCUGCUGCCAAGCACAAGGCCGCGGUAGCGCCAUCGCCACCGCUGCUGGCAAGCGCGAGGGCGGCGGCGGCGUAACGCGUAACUGGCGGCGGCGGCGACGCACCCCUUCCGCACACCUGCUGUGCGCGAAACACGCAGACGCCUACCUUACUGUUCACCUCGACAUGGUACCCGUUAUCAAACACAUGCAUGGUUCCUGGCGGGUGCGGGUACGUGUGGCCUCCCCUGAGGUGCAAGGGCGGCUCGCUCGGGCCCUAGCCAUAACACGAGCAUAAGGCGGGCUCCAGGGUCGCGAUGGGCCGUCCCUACUCCUAGCAGUUUUAGCCAGUGUAUUGUUUGGUGGCGGGCUUGAGUCGUCCUUGGGUGUGUGAUGGGACAGGUUUUGGCAGGUUGGUGAAGUCCCGUAGGAUGCAGCUGAUUCCCAGACCCUAACAGAUGGCAAACAGUUGGCAACGGCAGUGCAGGGCGCGGCAAGGCAGACUAGGGAGCCCGACGAGUGCACGGCGGAGUGGCGGGCGAGCCGGAUGCGAGUGUGAGACAAACACAACCGCAGUGUGAGGAAGCGCAGCGGGUUGGAAUUGGGAAUAUCGCGACUGAUGUUCGGGGUAGAGCUGCGUCGCGCGUCCUAAGGACCGAGUGCGGUUAUUAGCGGAAGGUUUGCUGGCGUCGCACGCUAAAGCUGGCGUUGGAGUGUGAACACAGUAGGCAGACAUACGGUAUAGCAUGGAGGUGUCAAGCUGGCAGUGGAGACGCUGUGACGGCGGUGACGGCGGGUGCAAUCAACUGGCGAGUGUAACUGGCGCGGUCA